Molecule: messenger RNA, 1061 nt
Organism: Aethina tumida (small hive beetle)
Lineage: Eukaryota; Metazoa; Arthropoda; Insecta; Coleoptera; Nitidulidae
Product: globin
Exons: 4
Coding region: 443-943 (166 amino acids)
Biological process (GO): oxygen transport
Cellular component (GO): extracellular region; hemoglobin complex
Molecular function (GO): heme binding; oxygen binding
Source: RefSeq, a predicted model, not a curated record
UCUGUACUUUGUACAACUGUCAUGUAACAGUUGUUUUAUUGAACAGGUUUUGAAUUAUUUUUUAAACGUACACUUCAGAUUUUCUAUAAAUAAAAGUGACGAUUUUUGGGGGGUUUGAAAAUGCGCAUUGUCCUUGGUUGAUCGCGACCGUCGGGAAGAAUAAUUGAGUUAUGAAUGUUUUGGAGGUUGGACGAAAUAGGUAAAAAGGGUCGGGGCGACGGCACAAUCUCUUGCAUCGCCUUUGUUCCAAUGUUCGCAAGUUGAUAUCUGGCAGUUACGCGCGAACACCGCUCAGUUGGGCAGCGUCGCUCUCGCAUCAAAGUUUCGUGCGAGCGAGACCGGGAAAAAGUAAUUAGUUUGUCGGCUGCGACUUUUUUUUCGUGUGCGCCACAAAAGGCUUCCCUUGUGUUAAGUUGCUGACAGUGCAUUAGGUUCUCGUAAAAUGGGAGUGGUAGUGAGUUACUUUAAUCCCAAUGGGAAUAGAAAGGAUGAUCCUGAUCCCGUGACAGGACUGACGUCCCAGGACAAGACACUGAUUAAGACAUCCUGGGCCAAGUUACGCGCUGACACGACCGCAAGCGGAGUGAAAAUUUUUUUGACUCUGUUUCAGCAUGAGCCCGGUUAUCAGAAGCUCUUUCCCUUCAGAGAUGUACCAAAGGAUCAAUUGAAGCAGAACAAGAGAUUUUUGGCGCAUUGUAACAGUUUUAUGUAUGGAUUCUCGUCAUUGGUGGAUAAUGUCGGUGAUGCUGAUAUUUUAAUUGAGUUGUUGAAAAAACAGGGUGAAGCUCAUAAGCCCAGAGGUGUUGAAGCCAGAGCUUACGAUGUUGUGGAGAAUGUUCUAAUUGAAAUUUUGGAGAAGGAUUUCGACCAACAAACAGUAGAAGCGUGGAAAAAAGGGUUGAAAGUUAUGCUUAAGGUUAUUGUAGAAGGAGCUAAUUAUUAAUUAAUUGUUUAUGAAAUUAUCUUAUAGUAUUUUGUCAGUAUUGCAUAUAACUUUAUAUUAAAGAAACUAUUUUAAAUGUUCACUUUAAUAAAUAGAAAAUAAAGAUUUGUUACACUAA